Molecule: messenger RNA, 7573 nt
Organism: Dermochelys coriacea (leatherback sea turtle)
Lineage: Eukaryota; Metazoa; Chordata; Testudines; Dermochelyidae
Product: cryptochrome-1-like
Exons: 12
Coding region: 668-2260 (530 amino acids)
Biological process (GO): entrainment of circadian clock by photoperiod; circadian regulation of gene expression
Cellular component (GO): cytoplasm; nucleus
Molecular function (GO): DNA binding; FAD binding
Source: RefSeq, a predicted model, not a curated record
GCAGCGGCCCUGGGCAAAGCUCGCCAAGCGCGAGGGAGUGAGCAGAGCCGGGCAAGCGCGAGGGAGGGGGGGGCCCCCCCUCAACGUGCCCCCCCCCCCGCAAGUGGCUCUUCUCCCCAGCCGUGCUGCCCCCUAGACCCCGCCCGCGGCCCAUUGGCUCGCCCCGGCCAGCAGCGCAGAGCUACGGAGCCGCCCCGAGGGCCCCACCUCCCUCUGCUCCUCCCCGGGCAGCUCCGGGCUUUUGGCGUCGCCCUGGCUGGAUGCCGGCGGCGUGUUUCGUAACCUUCCUCCUCCAGCCCCGGAGCCGAGCGUUACCCGGCCGGGCGGCGGCGGGAGCCGCCUGCUGUCGCCGGUGGGGAGCGGAGCUGGGGCCCCAAGGCGGAGCACCCCGGGGAGAAGGACGCGGAGGCGGCCGCUGCAGUCCGCCUCGGCAAAGCCGUCAGGGCCGAGGCUGGAAAUAAAGCGCGGGCGUUUACUGGCACCUAUUACCCCCCACCUCCUGUUCUUCGGCUGACUAGAUAGCAAGUGUCGAAAAUCAGAAUAUAUUCAAUCUGUGUGGCUGGACUGAGCCCUGAGUGCGUGAGCCGAGAUCCUCCAAGGUUUCCAGGGGACCCCACGCUGAGAGGAAGGAGAAGCAAGGCACAGACCAGGGAGCCAAACCCUCAGGAUGAAGCACGUAUCGAUCCACUGGUUCCGUAAGGGUCUUCGCCUUCACGAUAACCCUGCCCUGCUGGCAGCGAUGACAGACUGCCACAAGCUCUAUCCCAUCUUCAUCCUCGACCCCUGGUUCCCAAAGAACAUGCGGGUCAGCGUCAACCGCUGGAGGUUUCUGGUUGAGUCGCUGAGAGAUCUGGACGAGAGCCUCCAGAAACUGAACUCGAGGCUGUUUGUGGUGCGUGGCCAUCCCACAGAGAUAUUUCCGGUCCUCUUUAAAGAGUGGAAGGUGACACGGCUGACGUUAGAGAUAGACACGGAGCCCUACUCCAGGCAGCGCGAUAGUGAGGUGGUGAGGCUGGCGGCUGAACAUGGCGUUCGGGUUAUGCAGAAAGUGUCCAACACCUUGUAUGACACCGACAGAGUAAUUGCUGAGAACAGUGGCAAGGUGCCUCUGACCUAUGUGCGCCUGCAGACGCUCCUGGCAGCGCUGGGACCCCCGAAGCGGCCCGUGCCAGCUCCCACUCUGGAGAACCUGAAGGAUUGCUGUACCCCCUGCAAAGACAACCACGACGCAGAGUAUGGGAUCCCUACGCUGGAGGAGCUGGGUCAAGACCCCGAGCAAGCAGGUCCUCACCUCUACCCAGGAGGAGAGACUGAGGCACUUUGCAGGCUUGACUUGCAUAUGAACAGAACGGCCUGGGUGUGUAGUUUCCAGAAGCCCCAGACUGAGCCCAACUCCCUGAGCCCUAGCACCACCGUCCUGAGUCCUUACAUCAAGUUUGGAUGCUUGUCAGUGCGAACCUUCUGGUGGAGGGUGGCUGAAAUCUACCAGGGGAGGAAACACUCCAGCCCGCCCGUGUCUUUGCACGGGCAGCUCUUGUGGAGGGAGUUCUUCUACACGGCAGGAGCUGGGAUCCCCAAUUUCAACAAGAUGGAAGGCAACCCCAUCUGUGUGCAGGUGGACUGGGAUGACAAUCCAGAGCACCUCAGAGCCUGGAGUGAGGGCCAGACGGGCUACCCCUUCAUAGAUGCCAUCAUGACCCAGCUGCGCACUGAAGGCUGGAUCCAUCACCUGGCCCGGCACGCUGUGGCCUGCUUCCUGACUCGAGGCGACCUGUGGAUAUCCUGGGAGCAAGGGCAAAAGGUCUUUGAGGAGCUGCUGCUGGAUGCUGACUGGUCCCUGAACGCUGGCAACUGGCAGUGGCUGUCGGCGAGCGCCUUCUUCCACCAGUUCUUCCGCGUCUACUCGCCUGUCGCCUUCGGCAAGAAGACGGACAAGGGCGGAGAGUAUAUCAAGAAGUAUCUCCCUUUCCUCCGGAAGUUCCCCUCUGAGUACGUCUACGAGCCCUGGAGGGCACCGCGAAGCGUGCAGGAGCAGGCGGGCUGUGUGAUUGGCCGAGAUUACCCCAAGCCCAUCGUGGUGCACGAGGUGGUGAGCAAGAGGAACGUGGAGCGGAUGAAGGCAGCCUACGCCCGGCGAUCGGCCAGCACUACGGCCCAGCUGGAGGGAGGGGGUGGCAAGAAAGGUGCCAGAAAGAAGACACCUGCUGGUCCCUCUGUGGCCAAACUGCUGACCAAGAAACCAAAGACUAAAAGCAGCUGAAUUCCUCAGUGGAUCUUGACAAUGGGCCACUCUCUUCUGUGCCGCAGGGGGAGAACCCCACCGCGGAGCCAGGCAGCACGAGAGCCCAUUCACAUCCCAUUUGGGCUUUAUGAAGAGAGGCUCUGGGGUCUGUUCUAAUCCCUUGACUGACAGCUAGGAGCCCAGGCAUUGUGAGUCCAGGGAAAGCUAUGGUGGGGUUUUGGCACUGCCUCUCUUAUUGGCUCAGGAAACUUUUUCAUGCUGUACCCUUUCGUUCAGCCCCUUAAGCCUGUUCAGCGAACUGUCCUUUGGUGCGGGUGCUUUCUAUGCUGCUCGCAGGCCAGAAGCUGAGUUUCUCUUUUGGACAGGCCAUUGCCAUGGAGUGGAUCAGUUUGUCUGAGUACCUUACGGUGAAUCUACCCUACAGCACCCGGGGAGGUAGAUCUAUCACCACCCCCAUUUUAGACAUAAGUGAACUGAGAAACAGAGAUUAUUGGGCAGAUUACCAAUGGGAGCUCCUGGAUCCAUUAAAAAAUCUAGCCAUAAUUGACUUGUUCAGAUCACUUAAGGAGGCAGAGCUGGGAACUGAACCCACAUCUUGCGCUCCAUUCCAGUGCCUUCCACACAAGCUCCCCUUCCCAGGUUACUGCCCUGUGCUUUCUUUAUCAGGGUUGUUGCAGACAUUUAGCCGAAGGGUAUUUUAAACUUGCCUCUCAGCAAAACAAUUUGUGCAGCCACCAACUCCUCUGGCCUGGGAAACGCCCCACACUCCUGCAUUCUGGGCUGACUCCAAAGAAGCCAAAAGCAUAGCAGGCUUUCAGGGAGUGGAAGAAGAAUUUUUUUUUUUAAAGGGCAUGUUAAUAACCUGCUGGUGUGCCGAAUGCCCCAGCCCGCCUGGCUGGGAAUUGGUACUGAACUCCCUGUUUUAAGCUCUGCUGCCCCCCUUGGCAGACAGCAUCUUAGGAGACCAAAGCGAGGGAUGCUGGACAUGGAUGUUGCCUUUUGCCCAUCUUUGUACUGAGCGUGAAAUACUGGAUGCUUAUUGCCACGUCCUUGGGACCUGUACUCCCCCUUCUGUGGUGUGUCCAACCAAGGCAUAAUUUCAUUAUCCCUUGGCUAUAGUCCCCAGAGGCAUUAAAGAUAUCCUUGGAAGCGCUACGUGGAGUUACAAGAGCUAAAGCGUGGGGCAAAGCUCAUCUUGAUGUCCCAAAGACAGGAAAGUAACUGAAAUACUUCUCUGAGGGACAACCCUUCUUAAAUUCUCACUUACUGAGGGACAAUCUACACUCAUUGCUAUAUUUGCUUUCUGCAAGCUACCCUUAGUAUGAUUUUUUAUGAGCAAGGUAUCCAAAUAUUGGAUGCUAAUAUCUAAACUGUACUAUUACAUUUAUUUACCAAAAUUUGGGAUAUUGCACAUUAUGUACUAGAUGCAUUUUCUGACUUUUAAAUCAAACUUUGUACUUGAGGCUAAUUUAAGCAUUACACCCAGCUAUGUAGACACUCUUUCCUUGUGUAUUAGAUAACUAACAUUAGCUUUAAUCAAAUUUUAAAUCUGCUCUUUCAUUUACAUUGUCUGUAAGCUUUGCUUCUGUUGGGGGGGGGGGGGGGCGCUCAGGAUGCCUGUGCUAUUGGUCCCCACUCUCCAUCUUUACUGAAAAUAAAUAAAUAAAUAAAUAAAAUCUCUGCUGAGCAUUACCACUUAGACCAUUAUAGACAGAUAAGCGACUGGUCUUUAUGGCAGGUGACCCAUGGCUGAAGGCAUCAGCUGUGUUACCUCUUCCCUCUGUUCCUUCCCCUGUUAAUGCAUUAAGUGGAUGAUGGUGACAAGUUUUAGAUUGGAAACUCUUUGGGACAGGGUUUUGUGUGUGUGUGUGUGUGUGGCAGGCACAGGGCUACAGGUGGGAGCUCCAGGUGCUAUGGUAACAUAGACACAAUCACUGGCUUUUAGUGAAGCAUUUAAGAUUCCUGGGAAUCAAGUAAGCAAGCUUAUUGCUAUGUAACCACCACAGCUGCCAAGACCUGGCACAGGUACCCACCAGACUAAGGACAAGGGGUAGUACUUCAAUUUCAAUACUACUCAAAAGAUAAUGCUAAGGCAGCCAAAUGGAGCUGGAGGCAACCACUUCCCCCACCGUUUGCCUACAGGAAGCUGGGGCCGGCUUUAGGAGAACAAAGUUACCUGCAGUAGACAAUGGAACCAGGUGGCGGGACAUAUUAAACCAGAGAAACUCUCUGACUGAGCCAAAAGAGGAAAUGCUGGGUAGGAAAGAGGAAGUGGAUGGACCAGUGAUAUAGGAGAAAGUGGGCUAAGGAGAGAUGUCUCCAUGGUUCUGAACACUGGCCACAUGCUGCAGCAGGAGGACCCCAACCCAAAAUAUGUGCUAGAGUGGUGAGGAAAGUGAAACAGGGAAGUGUGUGGAGUUAUUUUUGUAUAGAUCUAUUUCUUGUGCUAUUAAAGGAAGAGCAAUGGUGUUUAAGAACCUUCUGCAAAGCCUCGAUGUAGCACAUACCAUACAUCUACCACAUGCUUCUGAAGAUGGAAACUGGGCAUAGAUCACCACCCAGCUGGUGUUCUGGGAUAGGAGGUAUUUAGAGGGCAGCUGAGUGGGCCACAUGGUCACAGUGCCCUAAAGCAUCCCUCAAAGACUGCAGAGCCUUAAAACAGCUGAAUUCCCUCCUAGCUGUCUGGUAAGCAGCCCAGAUGGGAUGCAAAUGCAAGCCCAGGUCCCCCAUACAGCCUUGCUCUGCUCAGGGUUCCUUACUUUCUCCCAAUGUGGUUUGCCAGUGGCACAGGGCAGUGGCUGACAUACACGCUCAGCCAGGCCCUGCACUACAGCUCACUGAAGCUGAUGGGAGUUUUCUCUGUGACUUGGGAUGAAGUGCAACUGCCAGCAAGUGCAGUACAGCCCUGAAAGGGGGAUGAGCAGGCUGUCCUUACCCCCCCCACACACACACACCCCACCACCAUCACAGCCCCACGCUGCAUAAUCACUUUAUUUCAGUACAAAUCACAAGUGAGGAUCCGAUACAAGUCUCUGACAUGCAACUGGAGCGGCACAGAGGCAGCUAAGGCCUGCAAUGAAGUAGGUGAGGGGCACAGCCUUCCUGGGUCAUCUAGAAAAUUGCAGCACUCUUGGGCUGGGAUAGCAGCUAGGAGCCAUUUCCCAUUCUAAACUCUUCCUCCUCCCCCUGUGCCCAACUGUGGCCCCCAGGCAUCACACUCCUCUUAAGGCAAGGGUGGGCUCAAAGCUGUGGUAGCAUUCUAGAUAGCAGCAGCCUGGCCCUGCUGGUUCCUAGCCCAAAGCAGGGGUGACCGCUGCCAGCAAUGGCCAGUUCCCAGGGAAAGCCCAUCUCAAACCAGGCUGGGUUUGGCAGCAGCUCAGCUGUUAGACAGCCCAAGCAUCCAGGCCAUGCUGUGCCAGUCAGGGAAGACCAGCAGUGUGCGUCUUGCACAUCUGGGCCAGCUGCCAUCGGUCACCUCUGGAAUAGCUUUGAUCUUCCUUUUCUGGGUCGUGCAGACCCCUGACUUCACUUCUGUUCCCCUGAAAUGGAGUCAGCACUUCAGGAAAGUGAGGCUUUAGUAACAUCAACAGGUUACGCCUGAGGGCAUUCUGCGCCAAAAAAAUUUAAAAAUUCUGCACCAAACAGUUAAAAAUUCUGGAAAAUUUGGCAAAUUUUGUUUGUCAAAUAAAUGUGGUAGCUCCAGCAUGGUAUUGGGGAGUACAGGCCCCUAGCUGCACAGAGGUGGGAGAUCAAUGUCCGUCUCCGUGUCCCCCCCCCGGACACGGACUCAACAGUGAGGCUGCACCCAACCUUGACACAGUGCAAGGACUGGCCUACCCCAGAAACACCCCAGGGGCCUGCCCCUCUGUGCCAGGUGCACCAAGUGUGGGAGGCAGGUUCAGAAAGGCAGGAGAUCCAAGUGUGGGGGGGAUCUAGGGGUGGGUUGAGAGAGUUCUAUGUGGGGCAAUCUGUGUGGGGGUAACUCAGUGGGAGAUCCAAGUGCAGGGAUCUGGAUGCACGGGGCACCCAGAACCCCCCAACAAGCAACGGUAAUGGGACACUACAAGGGGGUCCAGCUGAAGGUAGCUGGGGCUCAGCAGAGGUGGUGGUCUGGGUGUGGGGAGCUUAGUGGGGAGGGGGUGGUCCAGAUGCUGGGGGAGUAGUGCUUAGUGUGGUGGGGAUCCAGCUGUGGGUGACUUGUCAGGAUGGUCCAGGUGCAGGGAGUGGGGUUUGUUGUCAGGGGGAGUUUGUUUUGAGUUUGGGGGAGUGAGGUUUGGCCCAAGGGUCUGGAUGCACAGGGGUUGGGCAGAUGGGGGAGCAGCUUCCUGUACAGUGGUCCCUCCCCCUGCAGCUCAGGAGCGAUAGGUGAAGGAAGCAUGUGGGGUGAGGGGGCAGUUUGGAGAGUUUCCUACAGCCGGAGGAGAAAGCUGGGGAUGGGUCUGACUUGGCCCUGGAUGCCAUGCAGGGGGAGAGGAAGUCCCGGUCUCCCCAGCCCAGCCAGGACUAGCAGCUGAGCCAGGCACAGGGUAGGAGCCACUAGCUCGGUCUUCCCAUCUCGCUUCCUGCCCCACAGUGAUUUACCUCUCUGCCAGCUGCCCUGGGCCCCCGAAACAUACUGCUAGGGGGAGUGGGGGGGGGCCUAUGUCUGCUCUUGUGGCUUCCCUUUGCUUCCCUGUCAGAAAGUCAUUCUUCUCCAGGGAAGCAAAGAAAUCAGCGGGAGACAAAUUCUGCACGUGCGCAGUGGCACAGAAUUCCCCCAGGAGUAAUCCAGUCAGUCCCUGGCAGAGGAGCAGCACUAUCCUCCUGCCUUGGCCAGUGCUCCACGUCCAACAGGAAGAAUCAGCAAUUAGUGGUCCAGCUCCUCGCAGGGAUUCAUGAGUUUUUGCUCUGCUUGGCACCUUACAGUCAAGAAUCUCAGAACAUUUUGGGAAGUUAAUGAUCUGUGUAUCUAGGUGCUGCUAUGGUGUGCUCCUGAGGGCAUUCAGGGGAGGAUUGUUACAGACAAUAAGACGACACUGGCUGUAAAGACACAUGCUGUGGUGGGAUAUUUGUUUUCCACCUCCUCCAAGACCAGCAGUGCCAAUGAACUUCCGUUCCUAUAGUGUCUUCAGUCCAAAGGGCACCAAAGUAUUUUGCAACCCCAGCCGGGGGGGGCGAGGGAGAGAAUUCUACACACAGGGACCAUUUCAAGUAAUGCUGGAAUGCAGCCACCUCUGGGCUGGAAUGUGACAUCCAUAUAACAGCAUGAGAUUAGAAGUGAAGACAACUGUAGAAAAAGGGGCAUUGGAAGGGCUAUGGAGGUAGGCAGAAUGAUUAGCCAAAUCUGAAUUU